UGAGAGACAAUAGGAACCUCUGUUUAAUUUGGGGAGGGGGAGAUGGAGAGGAGGCGGGCGAAAGGUAGCCAUGGAGACAGCUGCCCCAUUCUGCAGGAGUAUGGGGGUGGUGGAGGCUUCUUUCCAGUUUGGUGGUGAUGAGAGGAGCUUUAGGCCAACGUUGGGGUGGGGAGGGGCGCACUGGGAGGUCUCUCUGGGCUUCGCAGGGCCAGUCGACCGGGCAGGCUGGAAGGAUGAUGGUUGUGUGCCUCUGCUUGGGAAGGCUAUGUGCUGGCAUGGUGUUGGGGGACCAGAUAUGGACAUGUCUCUCUCAUCCUGAUGAAUGUGCCCUCUGGGCCGUUGCAAGCAAUGGGUGGGGAGGCAGGCUUCCUGUGGCCAGCCCGGACUCCCUUCCCAUGCCCAGAGGAAAUCUCUCCGAGAACGUUGGCUCAUGGAUGGGACGGCUGAAGGGCCAGAGCGGUCGGAGGACCCCGCCUCCAAGGACCCACAGUCGCCUGAGGGGCAGGCCCAGGCUCGAAUUCGCAACCUGGAAGACAGCUUGUUUUCGCUCCAGUCACAGCUGCAGCUGUUGCAAAGCGCGUCCACAGGUGCCCAGCACAGACCUGCUGGCAGGCCUGCCUGGCGCAGAGAGGGUCCCCGCCCUCUUUCUCAGCCCACCAUGGGGGCAGGCCCUGUAGGCCUCACAGAUGUGGACAAGAGAACUUCCCUGCCAGCUGGUCCAGUGGGCUUGUCCCUUGAGUCCCCCUCUGAUACCAGGGAGGAGCCCAUCGGGGUUCUGCCAGCAUUGAGGCCAUCCCCUGAGGCCGAAGGGGACUCUUCAGAAGCCAAUGGCCCUUCCUCUGGGCACAGCCCCAUCCCAGAGCAGCUGAACCUAGGGGUAGCAAGUGUCACUAAGGCCAAAGGAGAUGGUGUGGUGGAGGUGGUUUGGGCUGGGCUCAGUGCCACCGAGAACAGUGCCACAGGCCCCACGGGCGUGGAGCUGGAGGCUAAAGUGGAAGAAGUGGUGCUGGAGGCCAUCGGGGCCAGGCAGGACACCAGCAGCCCUGAGCUGCCCACUUGGGUGAAGGAGGGCAGGGGCGUGGUGGAGGUGGUCUGGGAGGGGCUGGGAGGCAGUGAUCUUGAUGUCACAGGGGAGUCAGCCAGGGCUCUAGAGGCUGCACACACCAGCUCUCCAAAGCUCCAGGAGCAAUUUGAAGCUGAAACGUCCAGAAAAGAGGCUGGUGCUUCAAGAGAUAGUCCUGAGGGUGCUGGUCGGGAGGGCCCUGGAGGAGAGGAGGGCUCCUUCAUUUGGGUGGAGAGAGGGGCCUUCAGUGAAGACUGGGAGGAGCUCUUGAUGGAAGGUUUAGAAGCGCCCCCGGGGGUGGGGUGUGCAGGAGGACCUGAGACUGUGAUGGGAUCACAGCCCAGAGAGGGUGAAGCGUCCUGGGGGGUGGAGAGAAGAGAAGUGGAAAAAUCAGAGGGCAUGGAAGACGGGGAAAAAAUGGAAAUGCGAAGGACAGAGAGGGAUGGGACAAUUGUGCUGCCAGAUGCUGCCCAAGGAAGGGAGGAAAGCUGGGCAGAAAAGAAAGAGAGAAAAGAAGGUGAGAGUCCCCUUCCAGCAGAGAUAGCAACAGAGGAAACGUGGGAGGUGAAAGCGAAGGAAGAUGAAGAGCCAAUGGAAGUAGAAAAAGGAGGCGAGGGAGAGCCUGCCACCACUGAGAAGCCAUUGGUGGCAGAAAAAAAACCAGAGAGAAAAAGAAGUGAGAAGCCAUUGGACCAGGAGAGAGAUGGUGAGGGCCCAUUGGACAGAGAGCCAAAAACAAGUGAUAUGUUAUUGGGUGGACAGACAGAAGGUGAGAACUCAUUGGAUGAAGAAACAAAAGAAAGUAAGAAACUGUUGGAUGAGGAGACAGGAGGUGAGGGCCCAUUGGAUGAAGAAGGUAAACUAUUGGAUGAGACAGGAGGUGAGGGUGAAGAAAUUAAAGAAAGUAAACUAUUGGAUGAGGAGAUAGGGGCUAAGGGCCCCUUGGAUGAAGAUACUAAAGAAAGUAAGAAACUAUUGGGUAGCGAGGCAGGAGGCACUGAGCCUUUAUUAGAGCUGGAGAAGACCUCAGGUGCCGUGGAAGAGGUGAGUCCAGAAGAGCAAGGCAAAUCCAACGAGGGAGCAGAGUUUACAGUAGAGGAUGCCGGCCAGCCAGGAACCACUCAUUUGGUCCAGGAGGAGCCCACAUCAGAGGAGCAAGGACUGCAAGGCCCGGAGAAGCAAGAAGGGCCAAUGGAAGAGGCAGCCAGGCGGCCUCAGCCCUGUGCUGAGACUGAGGGACCCUCAGGGGAUGCCACGCCCCUCCUAGAAGAGACCCCAGCCCCGGAGCAGUCUGGGGAAGGCCAGCCACUGCUCCGUCAUGAGGCGUCUGGGGCCAACCCUGGUGACCACCCGGCGCCUACCUAUGCACCUGCCAGGCAGCUUGAGCUAGCUGAGGCCAAAGAAGAUGGGGGCCCCAAGCAAAAGACGUGCCAGUGUUGUGUGGUCAUGUGAGCCUCCGCCUGCCGCCCAGCACCCCACUCCUCCUCUCACAGCUACCUCGCUGCCUGGCAUCCAGCAGAAGGUCCCAGGCACAGACAGGGUACCAUAGGACUGGUGGUUACCCAGGAGCCAGUAGGCCCCUGCGUUUACUUACACCCGGGCUUUUAGAUUCCCUACCCACUGCCUGUGGCCCUGAAUCCCUUCUGCAAUGAAGCCUUUAUACUUGAAAAUUAAAUGUUAAGGCACUCUGGCUUUAGAAAA
Molecule: messenger RNA, 2764 nt
Organism: Psammomys obesus (fat sand rat)
Lineage: Eukaryota; Metazoa; Chordata; Mammalia; Rodentia; Muridae
Gene: Palm3
Product: paralemmin 3
Exons: 4
Coding region: 323-2515 (730 amino acids)
Biological process (GO): response to lipopolysaccharide; Toll signaling pathway; negative regulation of cytokine-mediated signaling pathway
Source: RefSeq, a predicted model, not a curated record